Messenger RNA from Pollicipes pollicipes, 1133 nucleotides. Its product is annotated as putative GPI-anchored protein 58. NCBI's taxonomy places the organism in Eukaryota, Metazoa, Arthropoda, Thecostraca, Pollicipedomorpha, Pollicipedidae. The transcript has 9 exons. The record is from RefSeq and is a predicted model, not a curated record. Bases 123 to 1133 code for a protein of 336 amino acids.
ACGCUGAUUUGGCACAGAAAAAGGGGCGGGUCAAGGGAUGGUCCAUACUGGUAUCAUUCUGUCCCCUAUCUUUUGAACUUACAAAAUUAGUUCGUGAUUAUUUCGUGUAAUCCAUUCUAAAAAUGGCAGACGAGGAAACGAAAAAACUGAUUCGCUCAUGCCUUAUUUCCACCAAAGGAAGCCUUUCCCUCCGUGAACUGAAAAGGGACUUCCAAACACUGGUGGGGUACGCUAUACCCUUCAGGGACAAUGGCUUCCGAAGUCUGGAAGAUUAUCUACGCUCCAUCCCGGAUGUCGUGAGGCUGAACGAGUCCGGUCCCGAGCCGCUGGUGCACUUCGUCGCCGACGCCAGCACGGCCGGCAUAGCGUCGCUAGUGCAGCGCCAGAAGCCGACCAAGAAGAAGGCGCCGCCGCGCAGGCCCGUCGCGUACGUGCCGCGCCCCAGCUAUGGUGCCGUCCGGCGCACCGACGGCUUCUCGGCGCCACGGUUCGACUUCCAGCCGCGGCGGGCCUACAACGUGCGUCCGAACAGCGCGCCGCGCCAGGGCCUGCUGCCGACGCCGGGCCCGCGCUGGGCCCAGCCGGCUGCAUUCCGGCCGGCCGGCCAGCCGCCGCGGACGCAGUCGGCCAGGCCCCAGCCGACGACCAAGCCGCAGCCGCAGCCGCAGCCACAGCAGCCACGCUCACGACCACAGCCGGAGCCUAAGGCGCCGACACAGCCUCAGACGCAGCCGCAGCGGCCGCCGCAGCCGCAGACGCCCAAGCAGGAGCUGCAGGCCUACAUCCGACAUUACCGGCUGCCCGAGGCCAAGCUGGAGACGGUGUCGUUCAAGCCCAAGUCGGCCGGGGGCAUCGCCAGCUUCUACUCCACCAUUGUGGUGGGCGACGUGCGCUGCCAGACGUACCCCUCCGAGAGCCCCUCCGAGGACGUGGCUGAGGCGAUGGCGUGCCAGAUGCUGCUGGAGACGCGCCGGUACGGCCUCUGGCGGGACAGCGUGCCGGCCGAGUACCGGCGCCUGUUCCAGGAGCGCGUGCCCGACAACUGGGAGGACCUGCUGUACACGUCGGGCGCCGUGCGGUUCGACUGCGUGGGCGCCGACCGCUACAUCCUGUACUCGGCCAGCCAGACGUAG